AUGGCACCGUCGACAUGCUUUGAUGGAGACAAGCUUAUAUAUUUGGUCGGUGGCACAGAUAGUGUCGGUGAACAAGUGCCACAGGUUUCCAGCUUCAACAUCGAGACUCAACAGGUCACACAUAUUGACAAUAUGCGUCUUGGUGGACUCUAUGGAGAAUACUUGUUCAUUUACGACAACACUCUCCAUUUCUUCCAAGAAUACCCGGGUGAAGUCAUCCUCACCUACAACCUUUCCACCAAGGUACAGUCGCAAUUCGCACUCUCUAGCCCAUUCGCAUCGAUUCUGUACGACCAGAAGCACACGAUCUUCAUGGUUGGAAAGGACAAUCAAUUCAUGAGCAUGUCGUUGGCUACACGCCAGUACAAACUGCUAAUGUGGCCAUCAGUGCCAUUGGCCCACGAUGGAAAUGGCCUCUCCUUUGCCAACAAUCUAGUUUGGUGGUAUUCGCCAAAGGAGAAUAAGGAAGAGCUUAUACUACUUCAAGGACGUGGUAAUAAUCAUAGAUACUCAAUCGAUCGUAAUGAAUGGACCAAGAUCAAUGAUGAUGAUCCUGUCGACAACAGGGUUAGCUUUGGAUUCACUUUCAUUUAUGACAUGCCUCAACGACUUGUUAAUUGA
Acytostelium subglobosum LB1 is the source of this 621-nucleotide messenger RNA. RefSeq lists its product as hypothetical. The transcript has a single exon. The record is from RefSeq and is a predicted model, not a curated record. The coding region runs from base 1 to 621 and encodes 206 amino acids. NCBI's taxonomy places the organism in Eukaryota, Evosea, Eumycetozoa, Acytosteliales, Acytosteliaceae. Gene Ontology annotation, molecular function: protein binding.